UGACACGAGGACAAGCUGAACCAUCGAGAGGGCUAGGAGCUUUUCCCAUCGUCUAAUUCGUGUCGCAACGUGCAUUGGUGGACUUGUUCGUCCUGUUCUAAAAAAACGAUGGCGUCGGGCUGGAGGGGGCGCUCGUGUACCUAGCGGGGCAUGCAUGCUAGCUGAACCACCCAAGUGGGAGCAGCAGAUAGCAACCUCAAGUGCUCAUCAAAAGCUCUCAGCUGAUUACUUUCUCCUAACUUCACUCGUAAGACUUGUUUCUUUCCACUUCAAUUUCUGUAUCUUGGUAGCGAGCGCUUUCCAAGAGCCAUUCUUGUUUUUUCUCUUCCAAACGCGUGUGUCACUUACUCAAAGAGUGGAUAUCGCAUCCCUAAUCCAACUCAACAAUGGCUGUACGCGUCGAUCAACCCGUCUCACCUCCCCGAGUGUCUCUCUGGAGGCGCCUUUCAAAAAGAGACACAAUACCCAAGAUCAUCUCUAGCGAUCUUCUCCGCAAGUCUCCAACCACGGAAGGAAUGGAUACCAGCAAACCGACCAAGCUCCGCAGAAGGGAAGCUCGGGUCUACAAAGAUGCACCAGACGCCUCACCCGCCCGCAAGGCCUCACUCCAAUUACCAAUAUCCACCAAAACUACUUCAUCACCACCUCUAUCGUCUCCAAUUUCUCCAGCCUCGCCUUCUUCACCUAACAUCGAGAAGCGGCCACAAAUCCCGACUCCCCAAAAACCCACCACGGAACCCCUCCCCCUACAACCCGAAACGAAACAACCCCCAAAGCCCCAAAAGAAGGAAAAAGUCUCCAUCCUCCAAGUCCAACGCAUCCACGUCCCCGAAGCAAGAAUGAAACCCCGCGUAGUAUCCCUCCACCGUGUCCUCCCCAACGAAAUCCCCACCUCCCCCUUCCCGGACUCUCUCCAAGUCCGCACAGUGAGCUGGAACGUCUUCCUGCGCCCCGAGCAAGUCUACAAUCUCGUCAUGGGGUACUCCCCCGACAACACCGACGACAAAUGGUUCGUGUACUCGCAGGGCCCCGACAAGACUGGGAAACUCAAGGUCCAUUUCCACCGUCGCUGGACGGGCAUGAAGAUUGCGGAGCUCUUUGUCGUUGUGGAUCUGAAGGGGGAAGGUGCGGGGACGAUUGUCGGGGUCAAGUGGAAUGGGAGUGCGCAGACGAAUUUGAUGGAUGAGGACGAGGCAAAGUAUAUGGUUUCGACUACUUGUUCGUGGGUGCUUGGGGUUGACCUUGAGAAUGGGCUGUUUCCGGCUAUGCAGUUUGAGUGAGGUGGAUGGGAAUGGCCGUGAAGGUUCGGUGCCCUUUGGUUGUUUGGUGCGGCAUUCUGUGUGGAGUUUAGGUUCCUUCUGAUUCUGUUUCCAUCCUUUUUUGUCACUUUUCUCUUUAGCAUGUUUUCUUUUUUUAUUCGUCUUUACAUAUGAUAUGCUUUUUAUUUUUAUCUGGCUCUGCUCAGGCUCUGCUCUUCUUCUAGUCUAUCAUUCAUCAGCAAGCCAUUCCUUACUCUUUAGCGUCUCUGUAUCUCCAGCGCUUCCUGUCCCUCCUUUUCAAUACCACCAUCAGUGUCUUUCUCAUUCAUGUACAUACACAUCCACACCACUCAUUUGUUUCACAGCAAGGUUGAAUGCUCCUCAAAAGCUCAUCACGACAGCGUCAUUGUUCAACUUACUUCUCUAUACAUACUCUUUAUCUUUCUAUUCUUCUCUUUUCCCCACGCUCUUUUCGCAGUAUAACUUG
Messenger RNA from Periconia digitata, 1746 nucleotides. NCBI's taxonomy places the organism in Eukaryota, Fungi, Ascomycota, Dothideomycetes, Pleosporales, Periconiaceae. The record is from the annotation of a GenBank genome assembly.